This is a messenger RNA of Ruditapes philippinarum (Manila clam), 2441 nucleotides long. RefSeq names its product E3 ubiquitin-protein ligase TRIM71-like. The coding region runs from base 4 to 1818 and encodes 604 amino acids. The record is from RefSeq and is a predicted model, not a curated record. Gene Ontology annotation, cellular component: chromatin; nucleoplasm. Gene Ontology annotation, molecular function: zinc ion binding; ubiquitin-protein transferase activity. Lineage: Eukaryota; Metazoa; Mollusca; Bivalvia; Venerida; Veneridae. Gene Ontology annotation, biological process: positive regulation of DNA-templated transcription. The transcript has a single exon.
GUCAUGGCUGUCCCAGGUAAAAAAGCCACUAAACAAUUUACAUUGUCAACAACCUCCAUAUGUUCUGAGGAAGAUCUUAAAGUUUACUGCCAGCCAUGUGAUCGGGAUGGUCCUAGACUUCCUGCUCAUGGCUAUUGUACAAAUUGCUCAGAACAUCUGUGUGAAACAUGCUUUACAUUUCAUAGAAGACAUACAUUGUCCAGACACCAUACUUUACAAGACAAAACUAGCAUGCCUCAGACCAUGUCACCCGCAAAUCCAGGACAGCUAGAUAGUUUCACAAAGCCAUGUCCUAAACACAACAUAGAAAUGAUCAAGUUUUACUGCCAUGAUCAUAGUGCUCUAAUUUGUAGCGUUUGCGUAACCCUUGAGCACUCGGCAACUUCUUGCAAAGUCAAUUACAUACCUGAUAUUUCUGGCGAGACCAUCAAUAGCAAAGAAUAUCAAAAUAUAUUGAAGGCUAUCAUUGAUCUGACAGAGAGAUCUGACACAACACUUAAAGACAAGAAGAAAUGUUUUGCAGAAUCAAACAAAUCUUUGAAAGAUGUAUUGACAGACAUAAAGAAAUUCCGAACAAGAAUCAACCGAAGAAUAGAUGAACUGGAAAGACAAGUCGUGGAGGCUGCAAAGGUUAUUCAAAAUGACAACAGCAAGAAUUUGACUGAAAUAGAAACAGUAUAUGGAGAUUUGUCAAAAUCAUUAAAAUCAUUCUCGGAUGAUAUCAAACAUUUCAAUACAUCCAAAAAAGCCAAUGAUUUGUUCAUAGAAUUAAAACAUGCAGAACAGAUGAUUAAACAUUAUGACCAGAGCGUUGCUAAGCUCUCGGAAUCUGAAGUGAAAACAUACACCUUUCAACCUAAUAAGGCCAUAUCAAGUCUUUUUGACAAAGAGAAGUCAAUAGGAAUAUUGAAAGGUACAGCAUUAAACCUUCAUACUAAGUCUAGACAGUACUCACAUAAGGAAAAGAUCUGUAUCAAAACAUCACGGGAUAACAAAUCAUGCCUAAUAGCAGGAAUGACUUUCCUUGCACCUGAUCUUCUUAUUAUUACAGAUUAUGAAAACAUUGCCAUAAAAAUUAUUGAUUUAAGCGAAAAGUCUGUUUUAGUUCGACAAUGUCUUCGUCUUGACAACUGGAAUCUCACAUCAUCUUCAAAACAUGAACCUUCUUUUCAACUCAGGCAGAAUUAUCUGCCUCUCCCCGGGAGUAAACCUUGGGAUGUCACAUUAGUAUCACAAAAUGAAAUUGCUGUGACACUUCCACUCAGGCAAACUAUUCAAUUCGUGUCUGUCUCUAGAAAAUCCCUCACGAAGAAGCACAAUUUGAAAGUUGAUGGAAACUGCUUUGGUAUUAACUGUCAUAAAGAUAGAAUGGUGGUGUCAUUUUCGAGGCCUGGUAAAAUUCAAAUUCUUCUCAUAGACGGGACUGUAUUACUGACAAUUCGAGGUGAAAAUAUUUUCAAAAAUCCACUCUAUAUUACAUCAAAUGACAAUUGUAUCUAUGUCUCCGAUUCUGAGAUGAAAACAGUUACCAAGUUAAAUUGGCAUGGUGAGGUGAAAGGUAAACAUGUUUGUACAGAAACGCCAUUAGGUUUGUCAAUGACAGAAGAUAGUUCUGUGUUUGUAUGUUACAGUACCAAUAUGAUCAUAGAAGAGAUAUUAGGAGACUGCACUAAAGGACGGGUUGUUGUAAAGGAUACACGACGUUCUAAUGCUCUCUAUUGGUCUACUGAAACAUGCACAUUGUACACAAGCACCCGGUCUUAUAAAGAAAAUGAUACAGAAGACAAUAACUAUAUACACAUCCUCAAAUUCUUGUAAUAAGAAUAGAAGGAGUACAUUGUUAUUUAAAGUGUCUAACCUUCCUACGUAUCAGUUUGAAAUAUGAUAAUGUAGUCGAGGGCUGUGUGAUGAUCGUUGUUGUGAAAUUUAAUAAAAAAAACUACUUAGCGGUUUUUAUUUAAAGAAAUGUUUGAUAAAUCGUGAAAAGGUCACCUCUGAACACUUUGUGGUCUGUGUUCAGAUAAGAUAAUUCAACAUCAAAGAAUUUAACAUGUAUUGCAGUACUUGUACAAACAGUGCGUGUGUUUUUUCUGCCUAUGUAGAUACUUAUUAUUCUUCUAGGCACGACUGUUUGUUAUUGUUUGUUUUUUGUGGAAAAUCAUAUUUUCAUAGAUGCAAGGUUAUCUAUUUAUGACGUAUAUUAUUCGUUAACAUUUUUUAUAAAAAAUUGUGGGUGGUGACCCCUAUUUAUAGCUUUAUUUGAUGUGGCAAAGAGGGCAUAAUUAUUGAUUGAUUGAUUGGACGCUCCCGCGGUAAAGACAAGUUUAAGAAACCUUCGAUAAGAUCAAUCAUGGCGGCGCCCACUUCACAAAAGAUUCAAAUAUUUGGACUAUUUUAAUUCCUCGUAUUUAAUAAAGAGAUUUAUUGUUUCCUUAAUCUAG